This is a messenger RNA of Closterium sp. Naga37s-1, 2616 nucleotides long. Lineage: Eukaryota; Viridiplantae; Streptophyta; Zygnematophyceae; Desmidiales; Closteriaceae. The record is from the annotation of a GenBank genome assembly.
AUGGCUGCAGAAACGGCUGCGGGUAUGGCAGGCCAGGUGACUUCAGAGACGUCUUUAAACGCAGCUACUGCUGCCGUCCUAGCGAACGUGACUCAAACAGACGGGGCAUCAGCGAAGGCGGUGACGCCGGCAUCGGCGGGAGUGGAGUUAGCGGCGGCUUCGGCUGCGGUGCCGGCCGCUUCGGCAUGCCCGUUAGAAGACGCGGAAACUGCAGCACGGACCGAUGCGCAUGCGUCCGCGCAAAUUCUCACGACAACCGAUAACGAGAGAAGGGUCGAGUCGGCAACGGCGAACAUGCAAGAAGGGUCGAGCUCGUCCGUAAGUCUUCCGAACAACGGCGUACCGGCUUUAAUCUCCGUAGAAACAACACCGACCUCCAGUGAGCCGUUACCCGCUUCUUCCUCCCCGUCAGUUGCGGAGCCUCUCGCGCCUGACGACGUUGCCGCGCGCGCAGAUGCGCCUGCGCCCGACCGCGCAACGACAGCUGCUGCGCCUGCGCUUCCGGUCGCUGCACCGGACGAAGCGGCGGACCAGGUUCCGCCGGCCGGUACGCCGAAAGACGCCCUCUCCGCGGCGGCGGCGGCAGGGGGCGCUGGCGGAAAGGGGAAGAUGGCGCGGUGGCGGGGGAAGAAAGAGAUCGUGGUCGGGCGGCAGGCGGUGCGGCGCCCGCGGGUAGGCGGCGGACAUAGCGGCACGUGGGACGUAACUCAGGGCGCACCGGGAAAGGACCCCCACCAGCAGCAGCAGCCUACUAUGCAGUUCACUUACCGCUUUAACGUCGGGAAGAAACUAGGAGAGGGAGGCUACGGGCUCGUCGAGACGUGUAGCGAUACGACGGGGGAGCUCGGCGCGGGGCCGCUAGCCGUUAAAACCAUUUCCAAGGAGGCGCUUUACGCGGACUGUCAGCGGCUCGAGGACUUCGAGGCGCGCCGCAUCGCGUUGGCGCGCGAGGUGGAGGUAAUGAAUCGCGUGCGCGGGCACGAGCACGUGGUGCAAGUUAAGAAGGUAUAUAACAACAGCGAGCGGUUGCGUGUCGUCAUGGAGAUGUGCGAAGCGGGUAACCUUCUAGAACACCUCGCGGCGCGGAUCGAGCUCCUAAGGCAAGAGCGAGGAAGCUUCGGCAGCGUCGGCGGGUUCUUCGGCUCCAGCGGCGGCGGCGGCGGCGGCAUCGGCGGGUUCGUGUUCGGCAGUGGAGGCGGAAGCAGCGGCAGCGGCGGCGGAGGCGGGCGGGGCGCGCGCGGCGGGCGCGGGCCGUGGGCGGGCGGGCUCCCGGAGAACGAAGCGGCGGUACUGUUUAAACAGCUAGUGGAGGGGAUCGCGUUCUGCCACCGGCGGCGCGUGCUGCACCGCGACGUGAAGCUGGAAAACGCGCUGCUCGCGCUGCCCACGGGGCGGCCCGCAGAGGCGGACGACCUGGAAGCGGAACUGCGCAUGGUCUCCGCGGACAUGGCGCACGGGGGGAACGAUGCGGCGAGGGGGGGAACUUGGGGAGCGGGUGGGAAUGGGCGGGGGCAAGGAGACGAGGGGGUGCAGUCGGGGGGGAACACAACGCCUACUACAGCCAGUCCGCACCAGCGCCACCACCACCACCACCAUUUCAAUCUCUUCAAUAUCCUUCCCCAGGGCGCGCGGUCCCCAGCGCCCAAAUCCCCCGCUGCUGAUAAGUCCCCCAGGCUAAAAUUUCCUGAUAACUUGCCUCCUGCUGCCGCUGCUGCUGUGGGCGCGUUUGCGCGCUCCGCCUCCGCGCCAGGACCCCCACCCAAAUCCCCCAUCAACGCGCGCCCGCCGCGCUCCCCGCGCCUCGCCGCGCCCAUCCCGCCGUCCCCCUCGGAAUCCUCCGCGCCCUCCCCCGCCGCGAUCGCCGCCGCCGUGUCCGCCGGGUCGUCCGCCGUCUCCCUCGGCCUCGUGGUGAAGCUAGCAGAUUUCGGGUUUGCUAUGGUGCUUCGGGAUGGGGAAACAGCCUCGGGAACAUGUGGCACUCCUGGUUACAUGGCUCCUGAGUUAGUAUCCGAGGAGAAAUAUUCCUUUCCGGUGGAUAUCUGGAGCCUAGGGGUUGUCCUGCACGCGUUACUCUUUGGCGAGUUACCGCAUUACCGCGAGCCGCGCGACGUGGUCACCGAGGGUGUGCCGCGCCCGUCUGCCCGGAAAUGGAAAGUUAUUUCGGAAGCUGCCCAUGAGCUGCACCAAUCAAUUCUCCAGCUGGACCCCUCCAAGCGGCCGACGGCAGCAGAGAUUUUAAAGCACCCAUGGUUUGAGCAGGCUGAGGCGGCGCUGAUGGCGGGUGAAGCGGCAGAGGCAGGGGGGGGAGCAGCGGGGGACAGAGACGGGGCAAUCGGCGCUAAGAGCGGGCGAGUGAAGAGUGCUAGAGCAGCGAGCGGGAGGGUGAAAUCUGGACGGAAUAUGGACUUUCUGGGGAUGAAGGCGGGUGGGGGGAAGGAGGGCGCAGGAGGAGGAGGAGCUGAGGGGGACGAUAAGGGAUCGGUGUCUUCCCCUCCUGCUUCUCCGCGCGUGCUGGUGCUUAGGCUGAAGCUGGGAGCCAGGAAUCUGGCUCUUAGAUUUAAGUCCUCUCUCGACUCGGUCAACCGCCAGUUUGUACAAAGACUGGUGUUUAGAUGA